Molecule: messenger RNA, 1530 nt
Organism: Apis dorsata (giant honeybee)
Lineage: Eukaryota; Metazoa; Arthropoda; Insecta; Hymenoptera; Apidae
Product: probable cytochrome P450 6a13
Exons: 5
Coding region: 28-1530 (500 amino acids)
Molecular function (GO): oxidoreductase activity, acting on paired donors, with incorporation or reduction of molecular oxygen; heme binding; iron ion binding
Source: RefSeq, a predicted model, not a curated record
UAUUACAUAAUAUACAAAAUCUAAAAAAUGUAUAUUAAUUUAGAAAUUUUUUGUGGAAUAGCGCUUAUUGCUAUUACGUUUUACUACUAUUUAACAGUUAAUAAUAAUUUUUGGAAAAAUCGUGGAAUACCUGGACCAGAACCCAUUUUGGGAUUCGGCAGUAUGAAAAAUGUAAUAUUUGGAAAGGAAUCGAUUUCACAAUUUCUCACAAGGAUGUACAACGAAUAUAAGAACGAACCAAUGAUUGGAAUAUUUAGACUAAAAACACCUGCUUUGAUCAUCAAAGAUCCAGAUCUCAUAAAAACUGUCUUAAUUAAAGACUUUUCAAAAUUCAUGAAUAGAGGAUUAUUGCCAAUUAUCUCAGGAGAACCAAUAUCCCAUCAUCUUUUUGCUUUAGAGGCAAAAAGAUGGCAGCCAUUAAGAAAACAUCUUACAUCAGGAUUUACAAGUAACAAACUUAAAGGAAUGUUCUACUUGAUUCACGAAUGUUCUAAGCAACUCGUAAACUAUAUGGAUACCUUAGUAAGGAAAGAAGAACCUGUCAAUGUGCGAGAAGUUGCCGCUAGAUUUACCACAGAUGUCGUUGGUAGCUGUGGUUUUGGCGUAGAAAUGAAUUCAUUGUCAGAAAAAGAAAGCGAAUUUCGGCGACUUGGAAAAAGUAUCUUUAACACAAGUUUCCAGAAAAUAAUAAUAGAUAGAAUCAGAGAAUUGACGCCACAGGUGUACAAUUUUCUUCUUUAUAUAUUGCCAUUAGAUAGAAUAUCGCCAAAAAUUCUGAAACUAACGAAGGAGACAAUAGAAUAUAGAAAAAAGUAUGAUAUCUUUAGACCUGAUUUUAUGAAUAUAAUAUUAGAACUUAAGAAUCAUCCAGAAAAAAUUAAUUUCGAUAUAACAAAUGAAUUAUUAGCGGCUCAAGUAUUUAUUUUUUUCACGGCUGGUUUUGAAACUUCUUCAACAUUGAUGAGCAAUGCUCUUUACGAACUCGCUUUGAAUCCUGAUAUUCAGCAUAAAUUACGAGAGGAGAUUAAAGAAUUUGAAUCGAAAAACGAUGAAGAAUGGAAAUAUGAAACCAUUAAAAAAAUGGAUUAUUUGGAAAAAGUAAUUCAAGAAACUUUAAGAAAAUAUCCAUCUGUGCCAUUUUUGAAUAGAGAAUUAAUUGACGAUUAUACUUUCGAAAGUAAUAAAGUGACAAUUCCAAAAGGAUUAAAAAUAUGGAUACCCACUUACGCCAUUCAUAACGAUCCAGAUAUUUAUCCAGAUCCAGAAAAAUUUGAUCCUGAAAGAUUUUCAGAGGAUGAGAUAAAACAAAGACAUCCUAUGCAUUUUUUACCUUUUGGACAUGGACCAAGAAAUUGCAUUGGUGCACGAUUUGCCGAAUAUCAAACAAAAAUUGGAUUGAUAUAUAUUCUUCGUAAUUUCAAACUUGAUGUUUGCGAUAAAACAUUAAUUCCUUAUAAACUUGAUCCACGUGGAUUACUUUUAAUUCCUUUUACGGAUUUAUAUUUGAAGAUAACUAGAUUGACGAAUUAA